Molecule: messenger RNA, 2185 nt
Organism: Vicugna pacos (alpaca)
Lineage: Eukaryota; Metazoa; Chordata; Mammalia; Artiodactyla; Camelidae
Source: RefSeq, a predicted model, not a curated record
GGCAAAUGUUAUUUGUCAAGUAAUGUACUGGGUGCUGCAAAUGCCCUCUUGCAGCUAAAUCUAGUGGGAAGAUUGAUUAAAGAAGUAAUUACAGGAAAGUGAGUAAGGGUUAAUAAAGGAUAGAAAUGUGAGAACAGACAGUGAGCAUUUUGUAAAGUCUAGAGUAUAAAGGGCAAUGUCUUGGAGCUUCUCCGAGGAAGAGAAAAGCAUCGUGGGUGGGUGAUCUUGUGUGUAAAGUCCUGGAAUGAAGAAAAAACCUGAAGGAUUUGAAAACCUGAAAGAAGUUCAUUUCUGCUGGCAGGAAGAGGGGGUUCAUUUCUGUGUGGCACGAAAUGAAACUUGAACAAAAUGGCACAAAGUCUCUUGAAGACACCACCUAUGCCUGUAAGGACAAAAUUGCUACAUCACAUAGGAUUGUCACUUUAUAAUACCUCUCAUGGCUUCAAUGAGGAAGAGGUGAAAAAAAAACUUCAGCAGUUCAGUGGUGGAUCCGUUGACCUUCAGAAGGAAGACAAUGGCAUUGGCAUUCUUACUCUGAACAACCCAAGUAAAAUGAAUGCCUUCUCAGGCGUUAUGAUGCUACAACUUUUGGAAAAAGUGCUUGAAUUGGAAAAUUGGACAGAGGGGAAAGGUCUCAUUGUCCGCGGGGCAAAAAAUACUUUCUCCUCAGGAUCUGAUCUAAAUGCUGUGAAAGCACUGGGAACUCCAGAGGAUGGAAUGGCCUUAUGCAUGUUCAUGCAAAACACCUUAACAAGAUUUGUGAGACUUCCUUUAAUAAGUGUUGCACUUGUUCAAGGUCGGGCAUUGGGCGGAGGAGCAGAAAUUACUACAGCAUGUGAUUUCAGGUUAAUGACUGCGGACAGUGAGAUCAGAUUUGUCCACAAGGAGAUGGGUAUAAUACCAAGCUGGGGCGGUGCAACCCGGCUGGUUGAAAUAAUCGGCAGUAGACAGGCUCUCAAAGUGUUAAGUGGGGCCCUUAAACUGGAUUCAAAAAAAGCUUUACACAUAGGAAUGGUUGAAGAGAUCUUGCAGUCUUCAGAUGAAACUGAAUGUCUCAAAGAGGCACGAGAAUGGCUACAGCAGUUUACCAAAGGGCCACCAGAAGUAAUCAGAGCUUUGAAAAAAUCUGUUUCUUCAGUCAAAGAGCUUUGUUUCGAGGAGGCAUUACAGACUGAAAGAGAUCUCUUAGGAACAGUCUGGGGUGGACCUGCAAAUUUAGAGGCUAUUGCUAGGAAAGGAAAAUUUAAUAAAUAGUUUUUUAAAAAAUGAUGUACUACAAGUAAAACUCUCAGAUUAAUAUGUACAAAAGUUAAAUGAUAUUAAAUAUCAAUGUCAGAAGUACUUUGAAGGCUGUUUGUAUUUGGGUUUGUUUUUUAAUAAGUGAGUACCUGCACUCACUGGUCUAGUUUUCAGUAUAUCUGGGUAUUUAUCAAGUAAUCUGGAACACGUGGCUAAAAUAUACACCACUUUUGGGUUGAAAAUUAUAAUCAAUUCCCAGGUUCCCAAAAUAGCUCUUAGGCUCUAACCAAAGACCGAUUUUUGAAAGGAAAAACUACUACUUCUGGUGGUAUUUAUCAUAAAGUCUCUGUUUUUGUCUUAGGAGAUAAUUUACAAAAAUAACUUAAUGAAACUUAUAGAACAAAAGUGGAGAGGUCAGGGGACAGGAAGAUAUGCAAAGGUAUCAGCAAUCCUUUUCUUCUGCUCCAAACACCUGGAGUAAAGAAGUCAUGGGGAAUUGGCUCUUCUUUUAAAUAAAGAUGCUCUUGACCUCACUCCCCUACAAAUUUCAACCUUACUUUAAAUUAUCUACUAAACAAUGAUAGCCACCAUAUGGAAAGUCUACUAACUCUACAAAAUUGGCCAGUCCCUUUGUGUAUUCCAGAAUUCCCAAACUAAUAUACUUUUGCAUUUUAUACCAAAUUUCUACUUUUGUUUCUGGAAAACUAGCUAACCCUUUUCUUCUUUUGUAACUAGCUAUCUUUUAAAAGUAAAUUUAAUAAAAAUACACAACUGAAACUUUUAUGAUCACCUCAGUAAUACAGGCUUUAUAAAAGUAAGUCAAAGAAUUAAGUCCUACUUCUAAUGUAUCACAAGAAGUAAAAGAUAAUUUUUAAAGUAGAAAGUUUUUGCUAUUGUAACAAUUCAGAUUUGAAAAUCAUAUUAAAAAUAAUUUGCAUAUGCUUCA